Messenger RNA from Paramecium primaurelia, 1058 nucleotides. The record is from the annotation of a GenBank genome assembly. NCBI's taxonomy places the organism in Eukaryota, Ciliophora, Oligohymenophorea, Peniculida, Parameciidae.
AUGUCUCUCGAAUAACUUUAAUGUUAUGAGGAUGAUCAAUAUUAUGAUCAAUCUAUCAAAUCAACUUAAAAAUAAUCUGUAUAGUAUAUUGCCACUUUGAAAUCAGAACAAUCUAUUGAAUCAUUAGAAAAAUUGGUUUCUCAUGAGUAAACAAAAGAUUCCAAUCUCAAAUUCGAAUUAGAUUAAUUUAUAGGUUUAUUGUAGAAAUUUAAACCAUCUCAACUUAAAAAUGAACUCUCUAUUAUUGCUAGUACUGAAUAAGAAGAAUAUUAUAGUUUUCAAUAAAAGUAACCAUAAGAUAAAAAUCAAAUUAUGCUUGAAGGUUAUUAAAAGUGUUUCAUAGAUGCAACUAAAGCAAUUAAUCAAAUAAUUAUUAAUCCUAAAGAUCAUAAAUAUAUUAGUUAAAAUUUAGAAAAAAUGAAAAUGAUAUAUGUAUUAUCAUUAUAUUUAUUUAGAUUAUGCAUAUUUAGAGUUAUUAAGGAAUGGAAAAAUCUAUUAAUUUAUUAAAUAGUUUAAAAUAAACAUUAAUUGAUGCUGAUUAAGAGAUUUCUUUAUUAUACAAUCAAAUUUAAUAAUAAUAACUGAUCAUACAAAAAACAUAAAGUUAAUUGAAAUCUGUAUAAGGUGAUCUCAAUCAAGAAAGAUUAAAUUGUUUGGAUUUAUAAUAGAAGAAUUAAUAACUUAAACAUUUAAUUUUAGUUGCCAAUAAAUAAUUUGAAGCACUUCAAGAGAAACUAUUAUCAACUGAAGAGGAAUUAAAUCAAGUAGUUUAAUAAUAGAAUGAUUAGAUAAAAUUAUUAGUUAAAGCAAAUAAAAAUUUAAGAGAAACAAUCACUAAUAAUGAAAUUAAAUCAGAUAUCAAAUAAUAAAAUACAUCUCCACUUAGAUCAAAUAAAAAUUUUAAUAAUUAAGAGAAUUAAUAUCAUUAAUCAAAUAAUAAAAUAAUAUCUCUUAAUUAAUUUAGAAAUUAUGUCUAAGAUUAAAAUUAAGAAAUCCUCUCACCUCAAAAGUAAAAUUUCACUAAAAGAGAAGGAAAUAAUUUUAUGAAAUUAUUAUGA